Molecule: messenger RNA, 1035 nt
Organism: Microthlaspi erraticum
Lineage: Eukaryota; Viridiplantae; Streptophyta; Magnoliopsida; Brassicales; Brassicaceae
Source: the annotation of a GenBank genome assembly
AUGCCAGUGGAGGAAUCCUCGCCUGCCGGAAAAACCGUCUGCGUCACCGGAGCCGGUGGAUACAUCGCUUCUUGGAUUGUCAAGUCACUUCUUGAGAGAGGCUAUACCGUCAAAGGAACCGUACGCAAUCCAGAUGAUCCAAAGAAUACACAUUUGAGAGAACUUGAAGGAGCCAAGGAGAGACUAAUUCUGUGCAGAGCAGAUCUUCAGGACUACGAGGCGAUUAAGGCGGCGUUCGAUGGCUGCGACGGCGUCUUUCAUACGGCUUCUCCGGUCACCGACGAUCCCGAGCAAAUGGUGGAGCCGGCAGUGAACGGAGCCAAGUUCGUAAUAAAUGCUGCGGCUGAAACCAAGGUCAAGCGUGUGGUCAUCACCUCCUCGAUUGGUGCCGUCUACAUGGACCCGAACCGUGACCCUGACGUGGUCGUUGACGAAAGCUGUUGGAGUGAUCUCGAGUUCUGCAAAAACACUAAGAAUUGGUAUUGUUACGGCAAGAUGGUGGCGGAGCAAGCGGCAUGGGAGACGGCGAAGGAGAAAGGUGUUGACAUGGUGGCUUUGAAUCCGGUGCUGGUUCUUGGACCGCCGUUACAACCGACGAUCAACGCCAGUCUCUUCCACGUCCUCAAGUAUCUAACAGGCUCGGCUAAAACCUACGCUAACUUGACUCAGGCUUACGUGGAUGUUCGCGAUGUAGCGCUGGCUCAUAUUCUGGUCUACGAGGCCCCAUCGGCCUCUGGACGUUAUCUCCUCGCCGAGAGCGCUCUUCACCGUGGCGAAGUUGUUGAGAUUCUGGCUAAGUUAUUCCCUGAGUACCCUCUCCCGACCAAGUGCAAGGACGAGAAGAAUCCUAGAGCCAAGCCAUACAAGUUCACUAACCAAAAGAUUAAGGACUUAGGCUUAGAGUUCACACCCACCAAGCAAAGCCUUUACGACACAGUUAAGAGCUUGCAAGAGAAAGGCCAUCUCCCUCCACCACCUCCUCCUUCGACAUCAUCACAAGAAACCAGCCAAAACGGCAUCAAGAUCGAGUCUUGA